Messenger RNA from Rhinichthys klamathensis goyatoka, 382 nucleotides. RefSeq names its product DnaJ heat shock protein family (Hsp40) member B12b (gene dnajb12b). The annotation marks the transcript as partial. The transcript has 2 exons. Gene Ontology annotation, cellular component: endoplasmic reticulum membrane. Gene Ontology annotation, molecular function: Hsp70 protein binding. The record is from RefSeq and is a predicted model, not a curated record. Gene Ontology annotation, biological process: cellular response to misfolded protein. NCBI's taxonomy places the organism in Eukaryota, Metazoa, Chordata, Actinopteri, Cypriniformes, Leuciscidae.
UACAGGACGCGCGCGCACCGGCGUCUCCGGAGACCGUUAUCAUUAGCGGACAGCGUUUGCAGCUCAAUGGUGCUGUGUGCGUGUGUUGAUCAGAUCAGCUGGUGUUUGCAGUGAUGGAGGUGAACAGGGAUGAAGCGGAGCGUUGCGUUGAGAUCGCGUUAGGAGCGUUGGAGCGCGCGCAGCCCGAGAGAGCGCGCCGGUUCCUGGAGAAAGCGCAGCGUCUUUACGCGACGCGCCGCGCACAGGAUCUGCUGGAGUCUCUGGAGCCUCAGAGCGGGGGUGCAGGAGCCCGUCAGCGGAGGUCAGGGGUCACCAGUAACGGCGCGCCACCUGCCGACUCCAGUAAACCCUACACACCUGAGCAGGCCGAGGCCGUCCGCAG